AUGAUGAAGAGAAAACCAACAUCCUCCUUCCAAUUGACUUGCAUACUUGUGUCACUUGCAGCCUGCUGGACGAUACUAUUGUACUUCAGAGGAUCCAAAGCUUCAUGUUCAAGCACGUGGUUGAAGCGUAAAACCAUCACUUUCGAGGAUCUGCAAGAAUUGAUUAAAACAACACCGGAUUCAAAUGCAGCACGAAGAUCAACUAGAUACUAUUCCUCUGGGCCGCAUUUGGCGGGCACCAACCUUUCCCAGGUAUUGUGGACAAAGAAUUUAUGGACUUCUUGGGGGUUAGAAUCCCAAAUCGUCUCGUACGAUGUUUACUUGAACCGACCCGCAGGCCAUAGUCUGACGCUCCUUCAACGACCUGAAGCAAUCGCCGACAGAGCAGAACCAAAGGUUCUUUAUGAGGCGAAGCUCGCAGAAGAUCCUCUCGAAGAGGAUCCGACCAGUUCUGAUCCACUCAGAAUACCGACUUUUCACGGCUAUAGUGCAUCUGGAAACGCCACCGCGCAAUAUGUCUACGUCAUCUAUGGCACCUAUCAAGACUUUAAAGACCUUGUCAAUGCUAAUGUAAGCCUGGAAGGGAAGAUUGCAAUCGCAAAGUAUGACAAAACCUGGCGUGGGAUGAAAGUGAUGCGAGCGGAGCAACUAGGAAUGGUCGCCGCUGUGCUUUACACUGACCCUGGCGAUGAUUGUUUCAAAGAGUCCGACGGUCUUGAACCCUAUCCCAAUGGCUAUGCAAGACAGCCUAGCAGUGUGCAACGAGGCUCGGUUCUAAGCAUUAAUUGGCAGCCGGGUGACCCAUCCACACCUGGAUAUCCGUCCCUUCCAGGAGCCCCUCGAGUGAAACCCGACGGCAUGUUCGGUCUGCCUAAGAUACCUUCACUGCCAAUAUCUUAUGAGGAUGCCGUGCCUAUAUUGAAGGCCCUCAACGGCCAUGGUCCAUCGGCAUCAUCUUUCGGUGAGAAAUGGCAGACAGCAGGUUUGCAAUACAAGAGAGUCAAAUACAACAUUGGACCGUCACCCUCUGAGAUUGUUCUUCGCGUAAACAACAACCAGGCAUACGAAUUCACUACGACACAUAACCUUCUAGACUACAUAAAUGGUACACAGAGUGAAGAGGUUAUUGUGCAUAGUUUCAGUAGAGCUGUCGAGCUGGGGUGGAAGCCUCGACGCACACUUAUAUUCGCUCGUUGGGACUCUGAAGAGUAUAGCAUGACCGGAUCCACAGAAUGGGUCGAGCAGCACCUGAAAUGGCUGAAAGAUUCUGCGGUGAUCUAUAUCAACUCAGAUCCUGGAGCUACAGGCCCGGAACUUUUCGUCAGAUCCGCGCCCUUGUUGGACCAUGUGUUCCUCCGCACCGCCCACAACGUAAUUUCGCCGAAUCAAACGAUACCAGGUCAGACUUUGGGCGACUUAUGGACCACAGGAAUCAGCACUUUGGGGGGAGGCAGCGACUACUCUGCAUUCCUUGACCAUGCUGGCGUGACCUCCGCCGACCUCGGAUUUGGCCCUAGAAAGAAUGCGCCAACAUACCAUUAUCAUUCCAACUAUGACAGUAUCACGUACAUGGAGAAGAUCAUCGACCCAGACUAUGAGUAUCACACGGUUCUUGCUCGGAUGUGGGGUCUCGUUGCUGCGGAGCUGGUGGAGAAGCCUGUGAUUCCGUUCAAUGCGACGCACUACGCGAUCAAACUGGUGUCGUACGUGGAGGAAAACAAGAGACUUUAUACCGAGAAAGGUCUCGCCCUCGGCGACGGAAUAUUUGAUUGUCUGAAUUCCGCUGCAGGCCGAUUUAAGAAGGUCGCAACCCGAUUCGACCAAGACGUCGAUGUCUUGUCUAGAUCUCUGAGUCAACCAAAGACAUCCUGGUUACAAUACUUUCGAUUUGGACAACGAAGUCGCUUAGAUUUAAAGCUGAAGGUCGUGAAUACCAAGUUGCGCGACCUAGAAAAACAGUUUCUCUACGACAAGGGCUUAGACGGCCGACCUUGGUUCAAGCACACUGUUUUCGCGCCUGGGUUUUGGGAAGGCUAUAAGGGGGUAACAUUGCCUGGUCUACGAGAAAGUAUCACGGCAGGAGAUGAAGAGAGGAUUGUUCGAUGGAUCAGUAUUGUGACUGCAGCCUUUGAGCGCGCGAGCGACUUGCUCGAAAAUUAAGAUGUUAGCAGAGGUUAUGGAAUCAGAAAACGUAAUGGAUCAUCUCC
This is a messenger RNA of Aaosphaeria arxii CBS 175.79, 2207 nucleotides long. RefSeq names its product N-acetylated-alpha-linked acidic dipeptidase. The transcript is spliced from 3 exons. Lineage: Eukaryota; Fungi; Ascomycota; Dothideomycetes; Pleosporales. Gene Ontology annotation, molecular function: carboxypeptidase activity. Bases 1 to 2160 code for a protein of 719 amino acids. The record is from RefSeq and is a predicted model, not a curated record.